GCAGCGAUCAACCCACCUGCACACAUCGUAUAAAUUCACUAUCUGCUCUGCACAGCUUUGCACUGCACACUGCUUCCUUCUGUCUUAUCACCACAGCACAGGAACAGCUGACCACAUCCAACUGGAAACCAUGCAGAAUGCCGAGGCCAGAUUCAACAAGAACAGCCUUCUCUUGACUCUGAGAAGAUACAGCUUGGCCGUCAGUGACAUGGAGCAGACCAUCCUCCUGCCCAGCCUGCUGCGAGAUGUGCCCGCCGAUGAGGUGUGGGACAGCGAUGUCGCGGAGGAGUCGUGCGGAGACCUGUACGGAAACUACCUGAUGCUCAAAACCAUCAGGAACACAGUGGAGAGUGGCCUGGUUACCCUGGACGACCACAAGGCCAAGACCAACAAGACCCUGGAAACUCUGGUGGACACAGACCCUGAAGCCCUCUUCCACUUCCACCUGAGAGGACUGUUUUCUGUGAUGAGUGACCUCACCAAGAAGUCUCGGAGCGUUACUGAGAAAUACAUGGACAUCAUCAGAGUGACAAAUUAGAAAUAAAUGUGCAUUGCCAAGACUCAGAAUUUCUCUCUCUUAAUUUGCAGACUGUAAUAAUCUCUUUUGAAAUGAUGGUGAAAGUAAUGAAUUUGAAUAAACAGGAACUUUCCAGUCA
Molecule: messenger RNA, 656 nt
Organism: Scophthalmus maximus (turbot)
Lineage: Eukaryota; Metazoa; Chordata; Actinopteri; Pleuronectiformes; Scophthalmidae
Gene: thrsp
Product: thyroid hormone responsive
Exons: 1
Coding region: 131-538 (135 amino acids)
Biological process (GO): regulation of lipid biosynthetic process
Cellular component (GO): cytosol
Source: RefSeq, a predicted model, not a curated record